CAUAAUACAAGUGCCGGACACAAUUUGUAUUUUUUCCCCUACAUUUGAAAAGCUUUUUAUAUUUGUUUACAACUAUAUUUAAAUGAUCUGGUAAUACUUAUAGGCAUUUUUCUUUUCUAAUGCGCAUUUUCUAUGUACUGAGGUAGCUCGCGCGAUAGCUUGUAUGUCGCCAUGGAAACGUGUCACGUGCCUAUGGAGCUCAGCCUAAGCGGAGACGCUAACGAUUAGCUGGUGCACCUGUAACUUCUGCUGAGGUUCAGGAGAAAAGUCUAUCAGAGACAUACACAACAACAGUGAUUAAUAUGAAGAAGUCUAGACUCUGGGUAGACCAUGGAAAGAUGCGCAGAAUUAGAGCUGAGGAUCUGGAGUGGUCUUUAGUUUUGGUGCCUUCACUGACACAACUUUGUCUUGAUCACAUUGUACAACAUUUUGAAGAUAAUCCCAUUCUUGAGGAACUUCCACCCAAACAUAAGGCUUCUGUCCUGCUAAAGCUGCCUCCAACUCUGCCUCUGACCACAACAGCAAACCUGAUCAGUGAUGAGGAUUACUGGAAGCGUUGCUGUCUGAAACGCUGGAGAUUGUGCGAUGUGUCUGAAUAUGGCAACAGCUGGAAGCGGAUGUUCUUCGAAUGUCAUCUAGAGAACAUAAUUGAACAUUAUGUCCCAGACGUGACUGACAACAAUUCGGUUCUUGAGCUCGUGCCGCUGUGCAGAGACUUUGUGAAAAGACUGAGGAUCUCUCAGCUCCUUCCACCAGUUAAGGAGCCAGAGGCAUUUGAGGAGAACGACAGUGUGGAUUCGGUCAGCAACCCUGAGCAGGCCUCAUUGGAUCAUUUUGAUUUCCGAAUUCUGCUGGACAAAUUGACUAACCUGAAUGAGCUGCAGUUGGUUUACGGUGUAAAAAACUGUGGCAUGAACUUUGAGUGGCCUCUUUUUCAGUUUACCCUCCGUGAUUGUCAGUCAUUGGCUGAGGCUGUGAAAUCCUGCAAAUCCUUGAAGGUUCUCCGAGUAAAUCGAAGCCUGAUGGACGAUCAGAAUUGUCGCCUGCUGGUUAACCACCUUCUGGAUCAUCCAUCCUUGCUGGAGCUCGACUUGUCACACAAUAUUAUAGGAGAUGGAGGGGCAAGAGCCAUCGGCGAACUCCUCAACCACAGCCGUCUAGAGGUGCUAAACAUUUAUGACAAUCGGAUCAGUGGACCAGGAGCCCAAGCCUUAGCUCACGCCCUCUCUAAAAACACCUCUCUUGUCUCACUCAACUUGAGACUGAACCAGCUGGGGGAUGAAGGUGGUCAGGCUAUAGCUCAAGCCUUGCUAAAAAAUCAGACUCUGGUAAACCUACAUUUAGGAGCCAAUGAGAUGACGGAGCCCACAGCCUCAUCAUUCUCACAGGUCUUAGUAUGUAACAUGGCACUAAAGAAUCUCAACCUGUCCUGCAACAAAAUGGGAAUGGAUGGAGGAAUUCUGGAAGAAGGGAUGUCACAGAACAGCACCCUGCUGGAGUGUGAUAUUCGCCUCACUAAAAUGAGCUCAGAGAGCGAGUGCCGCAUCCGUGAGGUCCUGUGCACUAAUCAGGACAAUGCUGCCCUGCUGGUUUGAAUCUAAUAUAAAAUGUAUUCUGCUUUACUCUUUAAAGGCUCUGUCCAGUUUUUUUUUAAUAUUGUAAACCCCAGAAAUUCCAAAGAGCCGCUGCUGAAAGCUUGUGCAAGACCCAGAUUGGAUUCUGUUUUACGUUUAUUCAUUUAGAAUUGGAUUUAUUAAAUAGUUCAUUUGAAUAAAAAUCCACUUAUACUGCAA
Messenger RNA from Silurus meridionalis, 1793 nucleotides. RefSeq names its product dynein regulatory complex subunit 5-like. The record is from RefSeq and is a predicted model, not a curated record. Gene Ontology annotation, molecular function: protein binding. NCBI's taxonomy places the organism in Eukaryota, Metazoa, Chordata, Actinopteri, Siluriformes, Siluridae.